This is a messenger RNA of Linum trigynum, 620 nucleotides long. NCBI's taxonomy places the organism in Eukaryota, Viridiplantae, Streptophyta, Magnoliopsida, Malpighiales, Linaceae. The record is from the annotation of a GenBank genome assembly.
CCUCGUAAAGAUUCGAAACAAUUAAAGCCACCUAAAACAUGCUCCUGAAAAUUCCCAGCAGCUUUAGUGACCACCCAAAUUCUGUCACUAAAGGCCUGAACGUCUGUAUCUAAAACCUCAGAAUUGCACCCUCACGAAAAAUCCCCAAAUUAAUCGAUCUAAUUCAAAGGGAUCGGGUUCCCUUACUUCUAGAACGCGAAAGGGAUGGGAUCAGGAUUGACUGUCGACUCCUACUUUCUUCCUCGGAUUGGUGGUGGUGGGGAUUUGUUGGCCGAGUGUCUCUUGGCGGCGAUUUCUUGGCUGGCGGAAGGAUUGAAUGCGCGACUUUGGGGAAUGGAAGGGAUCGACGAGGGUGGAAUAAUUGGAGGCGGCUGCUGUUGGAUUGGGGCGGGGUUUCCUUACCACUGCUCUCGGGAAUUGGACGAGCGGCGUGGGGAAAAUAGCAAGGGUUUUGGGGCUUAGCUGGAGGGUCGGGUUUGGGAAAAGUUAAAAGGGAGGCGGGGGGUUAGGUUUUAUAACAAAGGGACGAGGGUUUGGGGCUUGGGGCGGCCCUCUACCUCUCGGCCCCCUUGCUCUUUUUUUAUAUACAAUAAUAGUAAUAAUAAUGAUAAUAAUAAUUA